Alligator mississippiensis (American alligator) is the source of this 1040-nucleotide messenger RNA. Its product is annotated as peptide YY. Bases 266 to 559 code for a protein of 97 amino acids. The record is from RefSeq and is a predicted model, not a curated record. Gene Ontology annotation, biological process: neuropeptide signaling pathway; feeding behavior. Gene Ontology annotation, molecular function: neuropeptide Y receptor binding; neuropeptide hormone activity. The transcript has 5 exons. Lineage: Eukaryota; Metazoa; Chordata; Crocodylia; Alligatoridae. Gene Ontology annotation, cellular component: extracellular region.
AGUGACCUUUGGAAAAUUGCUGUUUACAGACUCGCUGGUAAAUGGCGUGGAAGCUGCUUGUCCCCCUGCCAGCGCUGGUCCCUGUCAAUACUGCCGGCUCCAGAGGGGCUUGCUCGCUUGGUCUGUGCAACCCCCAGGUGCUGAGCAGACAGCAGAGGAACAUUUGCACGAGGAACAAGAGGCAUCCGAGACUCCAGGUUCUGCCCUCUGAAUCCAGCCUCCACCUGAUCUUCCUUCCACCUCCUGCCCCGGACGCCUCCCCACAAUGGUCGCCUCUCUGAAGCUCUGGCCCCUGUUGGUUGCUGUGACGCUCUGUGUGCUGUUCUGCCUGGGCACCUUGGUAGACGCCUACCCUCCAAAACCAGAGAAUCCUGGAGAUGACGCGUCCCCUGAAGAGAUGGCCAAAUACUUCUCUGCUCUUCGACAUUACAUCAACCUGGUGACAAGGCAGAGGUAUGGGAAGCGAUCCAGCCCUGAGGCCUUGGUGUCUGAGCUGCUCUUUGGGGACAGCAGUGAUCACACUGGGAGAUCACGGUAUGAGGACUCCUCCAUGUGGUGAUCAGCCUCCUGCCCUUCCCCAUGGCCUCUUUUCAAAUGUUUCGGUGUUAUUUGCAUUUUAAUUGAGCCCCCCCUCCCAGGACCUGGAAAUCUUUUUGUGAAGAUCUCCUUGCUUCCUGCCCUUCCCAUCCAAGCCCCCCACUCCCCUGGCCCCUCCCCAGGCACCGUGAGUCCCUUCUCUCCCCACUUCCAGCUCUGGGAGGGGAUCCUUUCCAGCUCUCAAAGCCCAUGUGGUGCUGAGGAACCCCCAUGCCCCACAAGGGGGGGGAGGCACUGAGAUGGGGCUGUGCUCCGGGGUGGGGUCAGGGUUGGCGGGGGCAGGUGGUUUGUCUGUGUACCCAUGUCAAUGUGCUGCAGCCAGUUGUGAAGGCUGAGAGCCCCCCCCCCCCCGGUUGAUUUUUAUUUUAUACGUCAUUUAUAGACACAUUUGCAAUGAAUUCUCUGGUCUCUGCCUACACAAUAAAGAGCAAAUUUCAUGGAAA